Messenger RNA from Pimephales promelas (fathead minnow), 5246 nucleotides. NCBI's taxonomy places the organism in Eukaryota, Metazoa, Chordata, Actinopteri, Cypriniformes, Leuciscidae. The record is from RefSeq and is a predicted model, not a curated record.
AAAGAGAGAGAAAGAGAGGGGGAGCACUAAAACACACAGGCGUGCGCAAGCACAGACAGAAUCAAAUCUUUCCGCAGCAGGACGACAGGGAGAGAGGGAUUACUCCUGUUUAAGACUCUUCAUCCAUGCGUCCCGUGGUCCUACUCGCCCGGCAUCAGUCGGCACCUCUUGAGAUUAGAGGAGUGAGGUUUACUUGCACAGUGACUAGCUGACCUCCGUUACACUCACCCCCCUAAACCUCAGUCCCAUCCGGGUCACGGCCCCAUGUAACCUCUCACACAGGUCCUACUCGCCCCACUCUGCACGGGCUUCGAACCCAGAGUCAGACGCUCUAACAAGGAGGCUAAAGACUGCAGCCUCUAGCAACCUGCGCAGAAUGUGAAAGUCAAAAGUAGACAGCCUGGUGACUUUGUGAGGUGUAACUUCUUCAGAGGAGCGUCAGCAUGACCCCUCACAGUGAAGCUCUACUGCUUCUCUUCAGUUUCUCGCUGUGUGACAGUCUAUAUGCUGUAUCUUUAAAUAGAAAUGAAAGAGCUUGGGCCAGCACUGACCCAGAGCCAGCUAGCAGCUCACUGUGGACGUUCCUACCGAGACAAAUGGACACGACUACUCCAACCAUCCUCAGGUCAUCCCCAAAUGCACUACAAUCAGAGAAGUCUAGCAGAGACCUUGAGAUGGACCCUUUAGUUGAACAAAACCCCUAUGUCACAAUGGAUAAUCGUGGUUUCUCAAGACUUCCAGCCACAAAAACACCACUGAUCAAAUCUUUGACUUCCCCUAAGACUGAAAUUCCUUCAGACAUCCAGAAUGAUGAAGAAGGAGUUGAAACGGAAGCAUCUGAUUGGCCAAAUUUUAGUAAGCAAGGAAAUACUGACCAAUCACUUAAAUCUUCUGCACUGGUAACACUGCAGCCUUUGCCUUCUCAGGCCUGGAGUACAGAGUCCAAGACACCGAAUGCUUGGAAUACAGAGACUCAUACACCUCAGACUCAUGCUGAAACAAGAUUUCGCACCUACCAGAUGCUGUGGAAAUCCUCUAGUGCUACCCAAACACCAUAUGCCAGAGGAACCUUAGAUGGUACCACUUUGCCAAGAGGGCUGAUAGACUUUGUGUGGCCAUCUGAAGAAACAAAGGAUUUGACAGAUGCUCCUACAGACAGUCUGACAAAGCUGACUUUCAAUAUAACAAGAUCUGACCCUGAAAGAGAGGAACGUGAGGGUCCUGACCAAAUGAAAACGGAACAAAAUAGCCAAUCGACCACCACAGUGAUCAAGGUCACUGAAACCUAUCCUAAAGCAGCAUCUCCAGGUGGCGACUGGCGUGAGUCUUCCACACUUCCAGACUGCAACCUGUUUGGCAUUGGGAUCUGUCAGUCAUCUGACUCUUCGAAGAAUCAUGCUUCAACUAACAAAACUCUGUCUACUCCACCUCCUGUUUAUGAAACCACACCCUCUGGUGUCAUAACCCCAGCUCUCGAAGCCCUGACUCCGCCUCUGUUAGUCCCUCUACUGACUGACUGGAAUGCUGCAAUGGCAACGUGGGGCCUGGCCUGGGAGUUACAGGUAUACGGGCUUAGCUGCGUGUUCUCGCUUGUGGCUGUGCUGUCUAUGCUCAGCCUGAUGUGUUUACCGUUGCGCUGGCCCUCUGGAUGUGCCCAUUUCAGUCUCCUCCACCUUCUCCAGCUACUGACAGGUUCCAGCCGAGCCCUGUGGCUCCUCUACGAUCCAUACGGCCAAAAAGAGCGCCUUCCCGUCGUCUGGGCACGACUGCUUCACGAAGCUGCCUAUCCCUGUUUAACGGCAUCUUUUGGCCUUCUGAUGCUACUGCUAACUGCUCGCUCCUGUACCCAGCUACUUUCCCAGAACACCCUGCAGCGCAGCACCUGCCUGUUGGCUGCCCUAGUGCUGCUGCACAUAGCCAUAGUGAUGGCUUCCAUGGCAAUACUGCAACUUUUUCCCACCCUGCAAGUUGUGCCUCUAUUACCGCCUGCAGCUUUCGUCUUGAUGUCCUCUCUCCUGUCAUUCACGUACCUGCUUCUGUACUGCUGCGCCCGGCCAGACAUUAAGCACAUUUACAGGCUGAACGAGAGCUCUCCUGAGCGGCCAUCAUGCCAAGCAAGUAGGUGUCCAUUCACGGAAGCACAGAUGUGGGAAAGGGCAGCCAGGGCUGGGGUGUUCUCUGCCCUCUUUCUCUUAGCAUGUGGCAGUCUCCGACUCUAUGCCAUGCUCAACGCAGGAGGGCUAACUGGUGGGAUCAUGGUUGGCCUGAUGCCCUGGCCCUGGUGGGGAUUCCAGCUCAGCUGCCGAGUGUGUGAAACAGGGGUUUGUCUCACCCUCGCCCUUGUUAUCACUCACCCCCUUCUGUGUUGUGGAGUGCCCCGUUCCAAACCUGGUGGCUGCAGCUGGUUCUUCAAAAAGCAACCUACGGAAGGAACCACACUGGGAAAACCCAUCUUCUCAAGUCGGUGUGGCUGGUCACUACGGCCCGCCGAGAAGUUGGGGUUGUGUGAGGGAAUAAUACGGCGGGAAAGUGAAAGUGUGCCUCUCUACACCUUGGUGGAGCUUCCGCACAGCGAAUCUGAUGGUUUAGACCUCCACUAUCCCAGCAGCCCUCAGCAUGUGUCUUCCACACAGCUUUCCCACACCGCAAAGAAGAGCAAAGAAUCACAUGCAUCCUCCUUUGCCAGCUUGGACGUGGACUCCACAGCAGACCUUCGGCCUCCUUCACCCAUCGACCUGCGACGAAGCAUCGACGAGGCCUUGAACAGCGAGGCCCUGUUCCAGCAUAGCCUGUUUGGCUCCUCCAGGCUCUCUCUUAGCACACGCGGACCCCCGGAUGGACAACCUUGUUGGGGAAUCUCCAAUGACCCUAGCUUAUACCGCACUGCCUCCUGUGGGGAUGUGGACCCCGCUACUGUACCCAACCGACCCAGGCAAUGGAGCACUAUAUCUGGAAGGCCAGCUCAGGUCUCAGUCCAUUGCAGUGGGUUAAACUCAGCACAGCAGUCUCAGAGCAGCCAACGCAGGGACUCUCAGUCUGGGCAGCAACUCCACAGACGAUACACAGUCUUGGGAUCUACAUCCUCCAGAGGGAGCGUGGAUGUGGAGACAACUUCUCAUGUUGAUGAGCUUGCCGUUCAGGCUGAAUUCGUCAACGUCUGCAGGCAAAUAGAUGCACUCAGUAUCAGCAGUGAUACGAUCGACCUAUAGGGGAAGAAGUCUCUGAAUCAACUAACCCAACACCCUUAAGUAAUUUCAGCCCUAUCUACUCAAAUGUACAGAACUAUUCUUAAAAUAGAUGCUGAGAGGAAUUUCUGUUUUAGGAGACAUGGCAUGGACAAAACAACAAACAGCAACCACUGAAAGGCCGAUGUUCUUUCUUCAUCAAUGUGAGAAACUCCCUGAAACCCACAUCCCAUAUUUGAAAAAUUACAUAUAAUCUUGUUGAAAUUGCUUGACUUGAUCAAAAGACUUUACCUUUCAGCAAUAAAACUAGCACUUAUGAACAUGUUUUAUGAUGAGUCUUUGACUUUGCUAUUACAGCAUGGAUCACCUAAACACUCAGUGGCAACGUUACUACUGUAUAGAGACACAUGCUUAUAGAACUCAUUUGCAUUUCAUUACAACACGAUCAUAACACUUAUUUGUGGCAGCUUUGUUACUUGGGUAACAUUUUGUUCUCUUACGAGAGGUUCUUAUUGAGUAAGUUAGCUUACGCUAGAGGAAAGAUUAAUCUUUUCGAGAUAUUGAAGCCAAAAAAUUAUCCUUAAUUUUGUAUUCAUCGUCAACGCAGUGCAGCAACUUGCAGACCUAGAGCAGGCUAGUGUGCUUAUAGGCUGCCCUGCGGGAACUGCAGCAGCCUACUACUGAGCCCGACGUGACGUCAUGUCUAAUGAAGGGCGCUCACGCCUUCACAGCGUCUUAUUGUUGUUUCCCUCUCAAACGUGAUUGGCUUGUGCAGGUGCCACUGAUUGGGACAGCCUAUCAGCAAUCACCUUCAGCUUUCCGCCAAAGUCAACUCCAUGGUCAGAUUUAGAUAAGAGACAAAACCAUGGACGAAACAAUAGAUGGAAACGCAGCAGAUCCAUCCCAGGAAUGUCCCAGUCCAUGGCCCCACCUCGCCAGACUAUUUCAAUUUUCUGAAUUUUCUGAAAUUUUCUUAAAUGUUAAAUUAAGCAACAUGGUAAAAAGGUGAAAUGACUUGAUUUUGCAGCCCUUGUUAGUGGCCGACUGGUAUCAGCAGGGAUUGAUGAUGGGAGCUGUGUCAUAUGGAAAGGUCAUCUCGACAGAUGCGUCCAACUCAGGUUGAGGCGCUCUCUUCGAGGGCAGACCGGUCUUUGGCCAGUGGUCAGACCAGGAGAAGUUCCUUCACAUAAACUGUCUGGAAAUGAUAGCUGCCAAGAACGUGCUGAAGCGCUUCCUCCCGUUCAUAUAAGACCACCAUGUUCACCGUUCAGACAACAUGUCAGUGGUGUCCUACGUAACCCGUUAGGGCGACAUCAGAUCCAGGAACCUGAUCUGAUCUGACAGAGCGCCUUCUUACGUGGUCUCAGCAUCACCUGCACUCGCUGAGAGCUGCGCAUGUGCCAGGCAACCUGAACGACGGCACAGACAAAUUAUCCAGGGACAACUUUCCCCCAGGGGAAUGGUCGCUGCACCCCCAAACAGUCGAGAAAUUAUGACGCCUGUUUGGCAAAGCGGAAGUUGACCUAUUCGCGUCAAAAGACAACGCUCACUGCCCGAUGUUCUUUUCAAAGAUCGAGGAUGCGCUGGCCCAAAUCUAGCCCAAACCACCCUCUAUAUGCCUUCCUUCCGAUCCCUCUGUUACCACAAGUAAUCAAGAGGAUAAGGGAAAUGCACCACUUGGUGCUCCUUAUAGCCCCAUGUUGGGAGAAUCAGAUUUGGUUCCCGGAGCUGACAAAACAGCCAGAUGGGCGAUUCCGGUGAGAACAGAUCUCCUCUCUCAAGCUCGCAGCUCAAUCUAGCAUCCCAUUCCACAGUGCUGGUCUCUGCACGCAUGGUUGAAUCUCCUCUAUACACUGCGCACUCCACCCUUUUCAGGCACUUGGAGCAGCUUUCCGUUUCAUUCGGUGGGCGCACCAAGGGUCUCCCCGACUCGAAACAAAGCCUGUCCAGAUGGAUUGUGGACGCUAUACCAGCCGGUUAUGCGUCGAAAGGUCUGCAACGCCCCUUGGGCAUUAGGGCUCAUUCCACUAGAGCAGUGUUUCCCAACCCUGUUCCUGGCGG